Molecule: messenger RNA, 2718 nt
Organism: Penicillium vulpinum
Lineage: Eukaryota; Fungi; Ascomycota; Eurotiomycetes; Eurotiales; Aspergillaceae
Product: putative quinate pathway repressor protein QutR
Exons: 2
Coding region: 1-2718 (905 amino acids)
Biological process (GO): chorismate biosynthetic process
Molecular function (GO): shikimate 3-dehydrogenase (NADP+) activity; 3-dehydroquinate dehydratase activity; 3-phosphoshikimate 1-carboxyvinyltransferase activity
Source: RefSeq, a predicted model, not a curated record
AUGUCCAUGUUGGUACGCCCGCCGAAGCGCAAGCUCCACGAGGUCGAAACUUUAGGCGAUGGGCCUCGAAAGUACAGCUCAGGCGUCGUGCCUUCUCCCAAUGUCCACCUUCUAUCCCGACCCACUUCUCGUCGAUCGAGUGAACAUAGAGAAACAUUUGAAGAUUCGCGUCCAUCGUCGUGGAGAGAAUUGCACUCGAACCGCGGAUCCCCAGUACUGUUUGAACAUGAACAUCUUCGGACACCACGCACCUUCAGCCCGAAUGCAUCAGUCGUGUUGAUCGGAAUCCGUGGUACAGGAAAGUCAAGUCUGGCGGUCAUCCUUGCGGCAACAUCCGGACGACGAUUGAUCGAUGCAGACCGCUACUUUCACCAGAGUGUGGGAUGCUCCCGUGCUGUAUUCAAAAAGGAAAAUGAUGGACCCGUCUACAGGCAACAAGAAGCCUUGGUCUUUGAGUCGAUGCUGGCAGACAACCAAGAGGGUUGUGUGAUUGCGUGUGGAGCUGGAUCGAUGGAACGCAACGGCCAAAGACUUCUUAGGGAAUUUGCGCAGACACAUCCGGUUAUCCACGUUAUUCGCGACCCAGAGAGCAUCCAGUCGUAUCUCAAAGUUUGGGAUACGCAAAAGGUGCGACAUUUCCUAGAAUUGUCAGGCCCGAUAUAUCGAGGGUGUUCGAAUCUCGAGUUUUUCAAUCUAUCAGAGGCUAGGAGUGAUGAUAUGUACAAUGAUAGCGACCAUUCAUCACCAGCGCACAGAACCGAACCUAGAUCCCAUACUCCCACCCCGUUUUUAACGUUGAAACGAGUUCAGCGGGACUUUCUCCGCUUCAUUGCCUUCAUCACAGGGGAUAUUGCAGAACUUAACAGCCAACAUGCAUCUUUCCCACUGUCACUGUUGCCCGUGGAAUCCCGAAUGUACACAUCUGCAGUGUCAGUGCCAUUCUCCAAGGUCUGUGAGAAGGAUAUGGAUAUUGAGCAGCUGGAAUUCACUGCUGAUGCCUUUGAAUUGGCAGUUGAUGUAACAGACUCUUCUUGUCAGUCAGGCCUCAACUCAAGUCUUGCGGAUAGUAUCAGCCAGGCAGUAGCAGUCAUUCGUCGCAACAUCAUUGUGCCGCUGAUCUAUCAUGUGGAAAGCUAUACCAUCAACUCCGCGGGAUCUUCAUCUCCUAACAAAGUUCCCGUGAGAUCUACAGAUGAAACCUACUUAAACCUCGUCCGACAUGGCUUACGGCUCUCCCCUGGUUUCCUUACAGUAGACCUCACCCGGGAUGACAAUAUCAUUUCCCAGAUCAUCUCUGAAAGUGGGCGAACUAGGAUCAUUGGCCACUUCGAAGCCUUCCAUCCUCUGCCGGGGGGCUGGGAUGGUGAUGAGUAUAUGAAACUUUAUGAGCGGGCCAAGAGCCUAGGAUGCGAUAUAGUCCGAAUGUGCCAACCAGCCGAGACACCUGAAGAUAAUCUUGCAGUGCAACGAUUUCGCCAUCGCAUCCAAAGCCUGCCUGUUGCUGGUCUUUCUCUGAUCGCCUAUAACACCGGCCCUCUCGGCCGCAUGUCUCGCUGCUUCAACCCUAUCCUCUCUCCAGUCACACAUCCAUCCUUAGAAGUGGAACUUCCAACUCAUCUACGAUCGUGUAUCACAGCCCGGGAAGCACAGAAGGCGCUUUAUAGCUCAUUCGCCUUGGAUCCGAUGCAAUUUUUUGUUUUUGGCGCCAAUACAACAUAUAGUAUGUCGCCCGCGAUGCACAACACUGCUUUCAAAAUCUGCGGUUUACCGCACAAAUACUCGAUUUGCCAAUCACCAACUUUACGAGGGUUAAAUGACCUUGUGGAAAAUCAAUAUUUCGGUGGAUCAAGUGUCAGUCUUCCGUACAAAACAGAGUGUAUCCCUCUGCUCCACUCCAUGUCUACGCAUGCCCGAGCCAUCGGCGCCAUCAAUACCCUCAUCCCAAUCCGCAAUCUCGAUGACCUGGACGACACACGUCUUCAGGAAUCUUCCGUCUUUCUUCAAAAGAGCCGUGCCGGCCCUAUCAAGGGCCUUCAUGGUGAUAACACCGAUUGGAUCGGAAUUUGCAAUUGUAUUCGCCGCGGUUUGUCCCCGGCAAAUGCGAUACGCUCGUCAUCAGCAGGUCUUGUCAUCGGAUCUGGCGGGAUGGCCCGCGCUGCAAUUUACUCUAUGAUCCAUCUUGGUGUGCAAAAUAUCUUCAUCUACAACCGUACACUCGCCAAUGCAGAGAGACUAGCCCACCACUAUAACCGGCAAGAUCUCCAUUCAAAAGAGGCUAGAGGGUCUGGUCGUCCCACAGUUCGUAUUAUCGCUUCAUUAUCCGACCCCUGGCCUGCAGACUUCAAACAGCCGACCAUUGUCGUCUCGGGAAUUCCGGCUCAUAGCAUUGGCGGCGAGCCAGCACCAAACUUCCACAUCCCAUCACAAUGGCUAGGGAGCCCGACAGGUGGCGUUGUUGUUGAUCUGGCAUACAAGCCCCUCAAUACCCCUCUCAUGAAACAGAUACGAGCCCUAUCUCAUCGCGGUUGGGUAGCUCUGGAUGGUCUUGAUGUUCUGCCGGAGCAGGGUUUCGCUCAGUUCGAAUUGUUCACCGGCCGCCGCGCUCCCCGGCGCGUUAUGCGGAGCAUUGUGCUCCAAGAGUACAAAGACGAUGAAGAAACUAGUGACCGUGAAUCGAUACAAGAGAGGUUACAGCAGAUGGACGGACAACCGACUUGA